Messenger RNA from Helianthus annuus (common sunflower), 1257 nucleotides. RefSeq lists its product as uncharacterized. The transcript is spliced from 4 exons. The coding region runs from base 123 to 1055 and encodes 310 amino acids. The record is from RefSeq and is a predicted model, not a curated record. NCBI's taxonomy places the organism in Eukaryota, Viridiplantae, Streptophyta, Magnoliopsida, Asterales, Asteraceae. Gene Ontology annotation, cellular component: nucleus; cytoplasm. Gene Ontology annotation, molecular function: oxidative RNA demethylase activity; broad specificity oxidative DNA demethylase activity; ferrous iron binding. Gene Ontology annotation, biological process: oxidative RNA demethylation.
AAAGAAUAACCUAAGAAAUGUUUAUUUGGGCUGUAGGCCUGCAUCCAUAACUUCACAGUUCACAUAUAUAAACUCACGAUUCCUUGCUCCCCAAUUCAUUGACAACGUUUCCUGAAUUAUCAAUGGCUACUUUUUUGCUUUCCAAACCCUGUUUUUAUCCUCAUUCAUCUUCUACUCACCUUUACCGCCGGGAUGUGUUUCAACGUCAUUCGAUUGUUAAAUACAGCCUGAGGCAGUAUCACCACACUCCUGCUGCUGCUACUGUUGCUGAUGGUGUGCAUCAAAGAGAGCCCUUCGGUUUAAUCCUUCCCGGUGCCCCGAACACGCGCUCACCGACCCCGACCCCGAACACGAGUUCUGCAACCGACGCGAAACCGGUAACUAAUCGUCCAUUGUCUCAUCAAAUACUUAAUCCCGGAAUGAUUGUCUUGAGGAAUCACAUCAGCAUCAGGGACCAGGUUGAUAUAGUGAACAUAUGUCAUACAUUGGGUGUGGGUCCCGGCGGGUUUCAGCAGCCGGGUUACAGUAGUGGAUCUAAACUUCAACUACAAAGGAUGUGUUUCGGUCGAAAUUGGGAUCCGGAAACAAAGUAUAGAGAACGUUACCGAAAUGAUGGUUCUAUACCGCCCCCGGUUCCACCUGUAUUUAUUCCAUUGGUUCAAAGUUUAAUUCAAGAUGCUCAAGCCCAUUUAACCUCAGCGAAUGAAAUUCCUUUAAUGCGCCCGGAUGUUUGUUUGGUCAAUUUCUACACGGCCACUGGUCGACUUGGUCUUCAUCAGGAUCGCGAUGAGAGGCCUUAUAGUAUCCGGGGAGGGUUGCCCGUGGUUUCGAUCUCCAUUGGUGAUGCUGGAGAAUUCUUGUAUGGUCAUACUAGAGAUGAAGACAAGUUACAGAAAGUUGUUUUGGAGUCGGGUGAUGUUGUGAUAUUCGGUGGCAAGUCUAGGCUUAUUUUUCACGGGGUGAGGGGAAUCUUCCCGAAUUCAACUCCUUUGCCGUUAUUGGAAAAGAUCAAGCUCAGACCGGGCCGUUUAAACCUUACUUUUAGACAGUUUUGAGCCUGCUCGUUUUGCUAGAAGCGUAUGGAAGUCGAUUGACCUUUAACUAAUUAGUGUCUUUUUUAUGAAGUCUUGUCUUUGAUCUUGUAGUUGACGUUUGUUUCGGUUUCAUGUAGAUGACUUGAUGCGCAUCGAACGUUUUGUAGUUUGUAAUUGCCUAGAUAACUCUGACUCGUUUAAAUCACACUCUCAGAUUAACGUA